CCUUUGAUGUAUAUGUAUAAAAACCUUAAACUCCAAAACUAACACAUAAAGAAAAAUCUCCAAUGGAGCACCACCACCAAAAGACUACAUCUAGAGACAUUUUCUCCGACCAAGAUUCAGAUUUCCAAUUCGAAUUCGGAUGUUUCACACCAGAUUCUCCUUCAACUGAUCCAUUCAAGGCCUCACCAGCUGAUCAUCUUUUCUACAAUGGCCGUCUCUUGCCUCAUUCUUUUCCAGUACAAACACCCACAACGACUACGCUUCUCGUCGACUCAAUAUCUCGAGCAUCUAGCAGAAACAGCAGCGUAAGCAGCAAAGGUUCCCUCGUGUCAUCAAGGAGCAAUAGUGUUAAUAGCAGUAGAAGCAGUGUUAGCAGCAGCUCCAGAACAAGUUGGAGCAGUGACUAUUCUCAAAGGAGAUUACUUUAUCAUAGUACUAAGCUUGCAAGCAGAACGCCUAUGGCUAGUAAAGUUGUAAUGGCACAAUUUUAUGGCUCUUCUCAACGGUGGCAACAUAUCGUGUCUGUGCCGCCUGCCAUGAAACGUGAGGAUUCAAGGAGAAAAAAUGUUGGGGUGGCUGUGGUGAACCCAGGGUUGAUGAACAAGAAAGACAGUGAUCAUCAAAAAGAGAAAAAAGGUAAGUCAUUGGGGAUUUGCCGGAAAAUUUUCAGAUCAUUUUUAGUAGCCUGCAGAGAAUGUCAUGCCAUAGAGCCUUCAAGAGAAGAGGAUAUCUUGCAGGGAAAUGUGAAGCUACAAUAAUUUUAUAAGUGUUUUGUUCUUUUCCUUAUUUUCUUGGAUGAAUAUGCACAUGAUUUGGUUGGAAUUUUGGGUAAUUUUUUCUUGAUUAUUACCAGAAGUCUCCAAUUUUUGCUCCUCAAAA
Molecule: messenger RNA, 879 nt
Organism: Manihot esculenta (cassava)
Lineage: Eukaryota; Viridiplantae; Streptophyta; Magnoliopsida; Malpighiales; Euphorbiaceae
Exons: 1
Coding region: 63-758 (231 amino acids)
Cellular component (GO): plasma membrane
Molecular function (GO): kinase inhibitor activity
Source: RefSeq, a predicted model, not a curated record